GGCCGCGCCGGGUCCGGCCCGAGUUCCGGGCCCGCGGCCCUCUGCCCCGCGUCUGCUCCAGGUUUGUGGCGGCCCGGCCCUGGCGUCCGGCGGAGAGUGGACCAGGUGGAACCAGAGUCGGCGCGAUGAAGGCACUGAUCUUGGUGGGCGGCUAUGGGACACGGCUGCGGCCGCUGACGCUGAGCACUCCGAAGCCACUGGUGGAUUUCUGCAACAAGCCCAUUUUGUUGCACCAAGUGGAGGCCCUUGCCGCGGCAGGUGUGGACCACGUGAUCCUGGCUGUGAGCUACAUGUCGCAGGUGUUGGAGAAGGAAAUGAAGGCGCAGGAGCAGAGGUUGGGAAUCCGAAUCUCCAUGUCCCAUGAAGAGGAGCCUUUGGGGACAGCUGGGCCCCUGGCCCUGGCCCGGGACCUGCUCUCCGAGACGGCAGACCCUUUCUUCGUCCUCAACAGUGACGUGAUCUGUGAUUUUCCCUUCCAAGCCAUGGUGCAGUUCCACCGGCACCAUGGCCAGGAGGGCUCCAUCCUGGUGACCAAGGUGGAGGAACCCUCCAAGUACGGUGUGGUGGUGUGUGAGGCUGACACAGGCCGUAUUCACCGCUUUGUGGAGAAGCCGCAGGUGUUUGUGUCCAAUAAGAUCAACGCAGGCAUGUACGUCCUGAGCCCUGCCGUGCUGCAGCGCAUCCAGCUGCAGCCCACGUCCAUUGAGAAGGAGGUCUUCCCCGUUAUGGCCAAGGAGGGGCAGCUAUAUGCCAUGGAGCUGCAGGGCUUCUGGAUGGACAUCGGCCAGCCCAAGGACUUCCUCACCGGGAUGUGCCUCUUCCUGCAGUCGCUGAGGCAGAAGCAGCCCGAGCGCCUGUGCUCGGGCCCUGGCAUCGUGGGCAACGUGCUCGUGGAUCCAAGUGCCCGGAUUGGUCAGAACUGUAGCAUCGGCCCCAACGUGAGCCUGGGGCCUGGUGUGGUGGUGGAGGACGGCGUGUGCAUUCGGCGCUGCACGGUGCUGCGGGACGCCCACAUCCGCUCGCACUCCUGGCUCGAGUCCUGUAUCGUGGGCUGGCGCUGCCGUGUGGGCCAGUGGCCUGCUCUGUCCCCGGAGGUGCGCAUGGAGAACGUGACCGUGCUGGGCGAGGACGUGAUCGUCAACGACGAGCUCUACCUCAACGGGGCCAGCGUGCUGCCGCACAAGUCUAUCGGCGAGUCGGUGCCAGAGCCGCGCAUCAUCAUGUGAGGGGAGCCCCCGGCCAGCCAAGCCACUGUGCCCUCGGGCCAGGGUGAGGGGCGCUGGCUCGGCACCUCUGAGGGCCCUGGACUUGGUGCCAAUUGGCUGGGGAGGACUGAAGGCCACCGGAGCUUGUUGGACACCUGCCUUCUCCACGGGCUCCCCGUUGGGCAGCCUGCACACAGCCCACUCCCCCGAA
Lepus europaeus (European hare) is the source of this 1416-nucleotide messenger RNA. RefSeq names its product GDP-mannose pyrophosphorylase B (gene GMPPB). Gene Ontology annotation, cellular component: cytoplasm. NCBI's taxonomy places the organism in Eukaryota, Metazoa, Chordata, Mammalia, Lagomorpha, Leporidae. Gene Ontology annotation, molecular function: mannose-1-phosphate guanylyltransferase (GTP) activity; GTP binding. Gene Ontology annotation, biological process: GDP-mannose biosynthetic process; cell wall mannoprotein biosynthetic process. Bases 126 to 1226 code for a protein of 366 amino acids. The record is from RefSeq and is a predicted model, not a curated record. The transcript has 10 exons.